UCGGGGCCCAGUGCUCCCAGCUCCUCGAGGCUCCCACGCCCAGCGACAUGAGGUGCCUGCUGUUUCUGCUGCUCUGGGGGCUCCCCCAGAUUUGGAGAAGUUCUGAGGUCCCGCAAAGGAAUUUCCCGUUCCGCUGCCUCCAGAUCUCGUCCUUCCUCAACCGCAGCUGGGCGCGCACGGACGGCUUGGCGUGGCUCGGGGAGCUGCAGCCCUUCGUGUGGAGCAACGACUCGGACACUAUCCGCUUCCUAAAGCCCUGGUCCCAGGGCAAAUUCAGCGACCAGCAGUGGGAGAUUUUGCAGCAUCUGUUUUGGGUUUAUCGAAGCAGCUUCACCAGGGACAUACAGGAAUUCGUCAAAAUGCUGCAAAUAGCCUAUCCCUUGGAGAUCCAGGUGUCUGCUGGAUGUGAGGUGCACCCUGGCAACACCUCAGAAAGCUUCUUCCAUAUAGCAUUACAAGGAAGAGAUAUCCUGAGUUUCCAAGGAACUUCUUGGGUGCCAGCCCCAUAUGCCCCACAGUGGGUCAAGAAAAUCAGCAAGCAGCUCAACUAUGACCAAGGGACCAAGGAAGCAGUGCAGUUGCUCCUCAAUGACACCUGCCCCAAAUUUGUCAGAGGCCUCCUUGAGACAGGGAGGUCAGAACUGGACAAGCAAGUGAAGCCUGAGGCCUGGCUGUCCAGUGGCCCUACUCCUGGGUCUGGCCAUCUGCUGCUGGUGUGCCAUGUUUCAGGAUUCUACCCAAAGCCUGUGUGGGUGAUGUGGAUGCGGGGUGAGCAGGAGCAGCCGGGCACUCAGCAAGGUGACGUCCUGCCCAAUGCUGAUGAAACGUGGCAUCUCCGAGUAACCCUGGAUGUGGCAGCAGAGGAGGCGGCCGGCCUGACUUGCCGAGUGAGGCACAGCAGUCUAGGAGGCCAGGACAUCAUCCUCUACUGGGAACAUCACAGCUCCAUGGGCUUGACAUUCUUGGCAGUGAGAGUGCCCCUGGUACUUCUGACAGCUCUUGCAUUUUGGUUUAGGAAGCGCUGGUGAGUUCUUUGUAUCCAUCCUUCCUGCUCUUUGCCCCACUCCCCACUUCUCUUUCCGUCUUUUUUGUUUUCUCUCUCCUCAGUUUUCCUCCACCCAGUCCCCUUCCUUCUUCCUCUUCACUUCUCACCUCCACCUCAUGCACAGUGACUUCCAUAUCUGUUGUUGACAGGACACACUGUGAACAUCCAAGCAGUAUUCUCCCUUUAGAAUGAGAUCCCAGCAGCCCAGGGGCUCAGGAUGUAUCUAAACCUGACACAGAUAUGACAUCCACUCAACUCUUCCUCUACAACAUUUUUUGUUGUUGUUCACUUCUGCUUAAUGAUCAGUUGUUAAUAUAAGCUAGAUGCAAUUUUGCAGGAUUUCUUGUUCUGACCUGAGUUCUGGGACUUUAGAAGUCAAAUUUUAACUCUGAGUAGAUUAGGGUACUAGCAACCUCCACAUAGUCAUAUUUUAAUGGGUUUUAAGGUCCGUUUCAGAUAUCACUUCCUCCAGAGGACCUUCCCUGA
This is a messenger RNA of Ceratotherium simum simum (southern white rhinoceros), 1531 nucleotides long. The record is from RefSeq and is a predicted model, not a curated record. NCBI's taxonomy places the organism in Eukaryota, Metazoa, Chordata, Mammalia, Perissodactyla, Rhinocerotidae.